Mangifera indica (mango) is the source of this 3170-nucleotide messenger RNA. RefSeq names its product disease resistance protein RPV1-like. The record is from RefSeq and is a predicted model, not a curated record. Bases 16 to 1173 code for a protein of 385 amino acids. Gene Ontology annotation, molecular function: ADP binding. NCBI's taxonomy places the organism in Eukaryota, Viridiplantae, Streptophyta, Magnoliopsida, Sapindales, Anacardiaceae. Gene Ontology annotation, biological process: defense response; signal transduction. The transcript is spliced from 4 exons.
CUUCACUUGCACUUAAUGGCUUCCUCUUCUUCUUCUUCUUCUUCAUCCAUUACUCCUAAAAUAGAGUAUGAGGUUUUCCUUAGUUUCCAUGGUGUGGACACCCGACAAAACAUUACCAGCCAUCUUUAUGAAGCCUUUUGUCAAAAAAAGAUUAAAACUUUCAUUGAUGAUAGCCUUGUUAGAGGAGAAGAAAUUUCUAUAUCUCUUUUGAAGGCAAUUGAACAAUCAAAGAUCUCGGUUAUCAUUUUUUCUAAAGGGUAUGCUUCCUCAAGAUGGUGUCUCAGAGAACUUGAAGAGAUAGUUAAAUGCAAGAACACAUAUGAUCAGAUCGUAAUACCAGUCUUCUAUAAAGUAGAUCCAUCUGAUGUCAGGAAUCAAACUGGGGAUUUUGGGAAAGCAUUUGGUGAGCUUGAAAAGCAUUUUAUGGAUGAUUCAGAGAUGUUGCAGACAUGGAGGACUGCUUUGAGGGAUGCAGCCAACCUAUCUGGUUAUGAUUCAAAGAACUCUAGGAAUGAGGCAACGUUGGUAAAAGAUAUUGCCAAUGAUAUAUGGAGGAAAUUGGAUUACAACUCCUCAUUUAUUCUUACCCAAAAGCUAGUUGGACUAGAGUCAUCAAUUGAAGAGAUUGAAAAUUUAUUAUGUUCAAAGGGUGUUUGCAAGCUAGGAAUUUGGGGCAUUGGUGGCAUAGGAAAAACUACUCUUGCUAGUGCUAUAUUUGAAAAAAUCUCUAAACAGUUUGAAGCUUCUUACUUCAUUUUGAAUAUUAGAGAAGAAUCAGAGAAAAGCGGGGGAUUAAAUGACUUAUGCCAAAAAUUGAGCUCUGCAAUUUUAGGGGAUGAACAUCUCAAUCAUGGAUUCACCUUUAGAAGAAAAAGUCUUAUCAGCAGAAAAAAAGUUCUUAUUGUGUUUGAUGAUGUAACGAAGUUAGAACAAAUAGAACGUUUAAUGAGAGCUUUUGACGACUUGGAUUCAAAUAGUCGAAUCAUUAUAACAACAAGGGAUAAACAUGUGCUAAGAAGUUGUGAAGUAGAUCACAUUCAUGAAAUGAAAGGGUUAUGUUUUGAUAAUGCUCUUCAACUUUUUGCCCUAUAUGCCUUUAGAGGAAACACUAUAAUAGAGGAUUAUGUCGAGUUAUCAUCUAGUAUAGUAGCUUACGCUGACGGGUUCCACUAGCUCUUAAAGUUCUUGGUUCCUUUCUAUUCAAGAGGACGAAGAGAGAAUGGGAAAGUGCACUAAAAAACUUAAGAACAAGUCUUCAUGUGGAUGUCCACAAGGUGUUAAAAAUAAGUUAUGAUGGAUUAAAUGAUAAAGAGAAGGUUGUAUUUUUAGAUAUUGCAUGUUUCUUUAAAGGAUUUAAAAGAGAUCUCAUAGAAGCAAUCUUGAAUGCUUGUGACUUUGACUCUCAUAUUUGUAUAAAUGUUCUCAUUGAAAGGUGUCUCAUAACUACAUCAUCUAACACCAUAAUAAUGCAUGAUUUACUUGAAGAAAUGGGUAGAAAAAUUGUUCAGCAAGAAUCAAUUGAUGAUCCUGGCAAACGUAGUCGAUUGUGGGAUCCCGAUGCAAUCUUUUCAGUGUUGAAGUAUAAUAUGGUAAAAGCCAGAACACUUAUUUUUUAUUUCUAUUUUAUACAUACAUAUAAUAAAAUAUUAGUUAGCAGAAUAUUCAUUUCCAGUUAUCAUUGGGAACUAAAUUAUUUGGUAUAGGGUAGCAAUGACACAACUAUUAUUAUUUUAUUUACAUAUUCUGAAAAGAAAUUUGAGAAAGAAAUAUAUUUGAGAGUAAAUUACUUAAGAAUUGAUGUAAUUAAGCAAUUUCAAAUUGACUUUUCACCAAUAUGCUUGUGAUUUCCAGGGAACUAGAGCAAUUCGAAGUAUAUGCUUUCAUACGUUCAAAGUAAAAGCGUUGCAUUUAAAUCCUAAAGCUUUCAACAAGAUGCAAAACCUAAGAUUCUUGGAAAUUUAUGAGUUCGAACAUGAAAAGAAGGUGCAUGGUUUUGAGAAACUUGAGUCUGAUUUCUCUGAGCUAAGGUACUUUUGCUGGCAUGGAUAUUCUGACAAAUCAUUGCCACCAAAUUUUAAUCCAAAGAACCUUGUUGCACUUUACAUACCUGAUAGCAAUGUUAGACAACUUUGGACUGGUGACCAGGUUCUUGUUAAUUUGAAACAUAUUGAUCUCAAUCACUCUAAGUAUCUAUAUAGUAUACCAGAUUUAUCACUUAUGCCAAAUCUUGAGUGCUUAGAGCUUGGAGAUUGUACAAAUUUGCUUGAGAGUUUCUCAUCUAUCGAUAAUCUCCAUAAACUUGUUAUCCUAUGUCUACAAGGAUGCAAAGGCUUUGAUAAUCUUCCAAUUAGUUCUAAUUGCCAAUCUCUUCAAGUAGUUAUUCUCUCUAAUUGCUCAAAUCUCAAAGAAGUUUCAUAUCUCCCUAGUACAGUUGAAGUGUUAUAUUUAGAUGGAACUGCUAUUAAAGAAUUCUCAUCAAUAGGGCAUUUAUUUAGACUAGUAACAUUGAGUCUUAGAAAAUGUUCAAAGCUUGAGAGAUUACCAGAUAGUAUUCGUGAGUUGAAAUCUCUUAAAUCUCUUUAUCUCUCGGGUUGUUCCAAACUUGACAGAUUGCCUAAUGACAUGGGAAAUUUACAAACUCUGGAGGUACUAGAACUGGAAGAAAUUUCUUUUGCAGAAAUAUCAACAUUUAUGACAAGUUUGAUCAACCUGGAGACAUUAUCUUUAACAAGAUGUAAGACGCAAAAGCGAUCGGGUAUCCCACUCAUGGAUUUAUCUGUCUUCCAAAGAAUGAGUGACCUAAUCUUGGUUGAUUGUUGCAUUGAAGUGUUACCCAACAAUAUUGGCCAAUUAUUCUCACUUAAAUAUUUAAAUCUUGGCCAAAACAAUUUGGAGACACUACCAGAGAGCAUCAAAGACCUCUCUAACCUGAUCUUUCUUGAUUUAAGCAAUUGCCAGAGGCUUAAAUACUUACCAGAGCUUCCAAGCAGGUUAAUCGAACUGAUUGCGGUGAAUUGCAUAAAUCUUGAAUCAAUAUCAAGUUUACCAGCUUCAUUCCUAGGUAAUUAUUCAAUUUGUUAUGGGAAUGCCUGGCUCCACAAUUGUUUCAAACUAAAAUUAGAUAUGAAAGAUGCUCUCCUGAAUAUUGAGAGAAAUGCAAAUGUGUGGUA